Messenger RNA from Motacilla alba alba, 1734 nucleotides. RefSeq names its product interferon induced transmembrane protein 10 (gene IFITM10). The coding region runs from base 332 to 1006 and encodes 224 amino acids. Gene Ontology annotation, cellular component: plasma membrane. The transcript has 3 exons. The record is from RefSeq and is a predicted model, not a curated record. NCBI's taxonomy places the organism in Eukaryota, Metazoa, Chordata, Aves, Passeriformes, Motacillidae.
UUUCACCCGGGUCCAUAGCGGUGAACCCGCAGACGAGGCUGCAGCGAGUCCCCGCUGCAAAUGUCUCUGUGGGUGACACUGAGGAGAGUAGGGCCGAGCAUCCCCUUCUGCUGCUCGGGGAAGCCGCUCGGCCGGGGCCCAGGAGAUGCCCUUCUCCAGCGGGGCGCUACCAGGAUGCUCCAAGCAGGAGGUGACGUCCCAGUGGGGGGGACACGAGGAGAAGGGCUGAGACACAGAGGAGCUCUCCUGCGUGAAGCAUGUUCGGGGGGAGACAGGGGGCUGCAGGUUGACCUUCCCAUCCCCUAACUCCCUCCCUGCCCAUCCCUAGUCCAUGGGUGCCCCCCUCCCCGCCCUCCCCUCCUCCCUUAACUCCAGCGCCGAGGAAGCCGAGCCGGAGGCAGUGCUGAGCCGGAUAUGCAGCGACUCCCCGCAUCCCUCCUUGGCAGAGCGCGGUGACGCCGCGGCAGCCACCACGGAGAGGACACAGGACCCCCCCUUGGGCCCGCCAUGCCCCUUUGAGGGGGUGGCCUGGACCCCGAGACCCCCGCAAGGCCCCCCGCAGGGCUGCUUCGCCUGCAUCGCCAAGCCCCCAGCUCUCCGGCAAGCUUCGCCCGUCCUGUCUCCUUCUUCUGCCGUUUAUCUCAUGGAGAGCAAGAGCUGCAAAGGGGACAGCCUGCGGCCGGCGGUCCCGUGCAAGCACUCGGUGGAGAAGAAGACGAUGACCAACCCCACCACUGUCAUCGAAAUCUACCCUGACACCACCGAGGUGAACGAUUACUAUCUCUGGUCCAUCUUCAACUUUGUAUACCUCAACUUCUGCUGCCUCGGCUUCAUCGCCUUGGCCUAUUCAUUGAAAGUCCGGGAUAAGAAACUCCUCAAUGACUUAAAUGGAGCAGUUGAAGAUGCCAAGACAGCCCGGCUUUUUAACAUCACCAGCUCAGCCCUUGCCACCUUCUGUAUCAUCCUUAUCUUCAUCUUCCUGCGAUACCCUCUCACUGACUACUGAGUGAGGCCAACAGCAGCUGCUGCCGCCAAAAUGCCUCUAUGCCAGAAGUGUCUGCAGUUUCUUGUAGCAAGGGCACACAAAACAAGCCAACCACUACACCUUGAUUGCCAAAAAAAAAAAAAAAGUAAAUUAAAUACAUAAAUAAAUGUUAAAUUAGUUUAUCAGCCCAGCUGAGCAUACCUUUCUUGCCCUGAAAUGGUAUGUGAACAGCUGAAGGGAAGGGUCUCACUCUUACACAAUGUACAGGAAGAAAAAAUAGACCAAGAAAUAUUUGUUUUAUGGCCAACAAGCUGUGUGAAAAGCGUGUGCAAAGCCCAGAGCUACGCACACUUAGUGGCAGACAGCUGAGCUCUAGGAAGCAGUGGGUUCCUGUGGAGCUGGAGACACAUCCAGUGAUGGAUGGGGAUCAUGGCAGGCUGGCUUACAACAUAUCAGGUGUGUUCAGACCACCCCACCACCCCCAGCUUGUGGGGGUUUCUUUUCCUUUUUUUUUCUCUUGAAUUUCAUCCACUGGUUCAAACAACUCCCAACCCCUGGAGAGCUGAAAGUUUUAGGAAGUUUAUGCUGGGGAGCCCCAAAGCCUCCAGAGAAACCCCAAAGUGUUAAAGGGCAGGUUUCUCCUUGGGAUCUCCCAGCAGUGCUGAGAAGGAGAACUCACCUAAGCCACCUAAUUGGAGUGCUACUGUAUUUCUGUAAACAGUCAAUAAAAAGAUACCUCUGAUAUGUGA